CACUCCAACCACACUUUUGCUUCCCAAAAAUACUUGUUCAAAAUGCUUUCUUCUUCUUUUCUCCUUAUUCUCACCAUUUCUUGCACUCUAAACCCUACCUUUUUCGUCAAUGGAGACAUCAAUUUAAUCCAAAAAACCUGCAAAUCCACCAAAUUUUACGAUCUCUGCUUAUCGUCUCUCCAGUCCGACGCAACCAGCCGUGAAGCCGACACUAAAGGCCUCGCAAUUAUCAUGGCGAAACUCGCGUUGGCGAAUGCCACCAGCAUCAACUCCUUCUUGUCGUCUAAUCUACUCGUUAAAAACACGAAUGACGCUUUAAUGAAGAACACGUUGAAGGAAUGCGCCAAUAAGUAUUCUGCUGCGGGCACCGCAUUGCAGGACUCGGUUCAAGAGUUGAGGUCGGAGUUGUAUGAUUACGCGUAUAUGCAUGUCAUGGCGGCCGCGGAUUACCCGAAUGCGUGUCGUAACACGUUCAAGAGGUACCCGAAAUUGGUUUAUCCACCGGAGAUCGCGGCACGAGAGGACGGUUUGAAGCGGAUUUGCGAUGUCCUUAUGGAGAUUAUCGAUGGUCUUGUGUUUUGAUAUUGAUGAAUUGUAUGCUACAACUUUCGCAACAUCGUGUUUGUGUGAUUUGUUUAUCGGGUACAAAUUUUAUGUCGUUGUGCGAUGAUAUUCGGAUUUGUCGAUAAAUUUUGUAUUACUUGCAUCAAAUUAAUCUUUCUAUUUUAAUAUACGUUGGAAUGCU
Messenger RNA from Cynara cardunculus var. scolymus (artichoke), 745 nucleotides. Its product is annotated as cell wall / vacuolar inhibitor of fructosidase 2-like. Lineage: Eukaryota; Viridiplantae; Streptophyta; Magnoliopsida; Asterales; Asteraceae. The transcript has a single exon. The record is from RefSeq and is a predicted model, not a curated record. Bases 43 to 582 code for a protein of 179 amino acids. Gene Ontology annotation, biological process: negative regulation of catalytic activity. Gene Ontology annotation, molecular function: enzyme inhibitor activity.